ACUCCAUUACUGAAUUCUGUUGAAAACAAAAUUGCAAUGUUGCUUUUGAAUUCCUCUCCCUUGACGAUUACUUUCUAUCAUAGAAAACCAUUUUCUUCAAAUGCUCUUAUCUUGCACCAUUCUUUCUCACUCACAAUGUCACCCUCUUCUUCGUUUUGCCUCAGCGUCCAACCCAUUUUUACAAACUCCUUCACUUGCACUCUUACACAUUCACCCAACCAGAUGUACGUGUACCCUGACCCAAUUCCCGAAUUUGCAGAAUCCGAGAGCCAGAAGUUCAAAGUUGAACUCUUUCAGAAGCUUUCCGAGGACGUGGACGAGUUUGGGGAUGACCUUGAUGAGGUUGUUGCCGUUUGCACUCAGAUUUUUAGUGAGUUUUUGCACAAGGACUAUGGGGGUCCUGGGACAUUGUUGGUGGAGCCAUUCACGGAUAUGAUGGUUGCUCUAAAGAAGAAGAAAUUACCAGGAGCAGCCCUGGCUGCAAGAGCAUCACUAUUAUGGGCACAAAAAUAUGUUGAUAAAGAUUGGGAUGUUUGGAACUCAACACUAAAAUGACUUCUUCUUUACAGUUUUUUACUUUUGCAAU
Molecule: messenger RNA, 586 nt
Organism: Vigna radiata var. radiata (mung bean)
Lineage: Eukaryota; Viridiplantae; Streptophyta; Magnoliopsida; Fabales; Fabaceae
Product: protein PLASTID REDOX INSENSITIVE 2
Exons: 3
Coding region: 37-555 (172 amino acids)
Biological process (GO): regulation of gene expression
Source: RefSeq, a predicted model, not a curated record